UGCGCGCUGUAGAGCCGCUUAGUGCUGAACACGCUCUCAUUGUGCUGCUCUGUUCAGAGAAUUCUGAACUAAACUCUUUCUUUUACAUCUGCACGUUUCUCUGAGUGAAUCAUGUCGGGGGUGAUCCGCGGCCCUGCCGGCAGUAAUGACUGCAGGGUUUAUGUAGGAAAUCUUCCUCCUGAUAUCCGCACUAAAGAUGUCGAAGAUGUGUUUUACAAGUACGGAGUCAUUCGAGAUAUCGAUCUGAAAAACAGAAGAGGUGGACCUCCGUUUGCCUUUGUCGAGUUCGAAGACCCGAGAGAUGCAGAGGAUGCCGUUUAUGCUCGAGAUGGCUAUGACUAUGAUGGCUAUCGGCUCCGGGUGGAGUUUCCCAGAAGUGGGCGCGGAAUGGGACGAGGAGGCUUCGGUGGUGGUGGUGGUGGCGGCGGCGGUGGUGGUGGUGGUGGCGGCGGCGGUGGUGGCGGCGGCGGCGGCGGCGGUGGGGCACCCAGAGGCAGAUACGGACCCCCGUCCAGGCGUUCUGAAAACAGAGUUAUCGUUUCUGGAUUACCACCAAGCGGCAGCUGGCAGGAUCUGAAAGAUCACAUGCGUGAAGCAGGUGAUGUAUGUUACGCUGACGUUUUCCGCGAUGGCACCGGUGUGGUGGAGUUUGUGCGCAAAGAAGACAUGACCUACGCUGUCAGAAAGCUGGAUAACACUAAGUUCCGGUCACAUGAGGGAGAAACUGCUUACAUCCGUGUGAAAGUGGACGGUCCACGCAGCCCGAGUUACGGAAGAUCAAGAUCCCGGAGCCGCAGUCGCAGCAGGAGUCGCAGUCGCAGCAACGAACGUAGCCGCAGCUACUCGCCACGACGAGGCCGAAGCUCCCCGCAGUUUGGGCUGGAGGCGAGGCUCAGUGGAUGCCAGCUCACUGGGAUCAGUUCAUAAUGAAGAUAGGAUAGGGAGUGCUGGAUACAUGGAACAGGAUCGAUUCUUCCAGGAUCAUAGGAUAUAACAUUUUGAACCCCCUCUCUAAAGUUCCCAUUUGGCUUUUUGUUUGGAACACUUUUUUUCCCUACAAUUUUGGCCAGUUAACACUGCAGAAGGAGAUGCUGGAGCGAAGUCAUUUGGGAUGGCGUCAACAGGAGCAGUCUGGUAAAGUGAGGGAUGUUUUGGGUUUUAAAUUGUACUCUGGCAUUGAUUUUUCUUAUCUUGAACAGUAGAACAUUACCAUUUAAUUUGAUAGCUUUUUUUAAUAAACAGUUGCCUCAAUAAAAAAAUGAAUGCAAGAA
Molecule: messenger RNA, 1271 nt
Organism: Trichomycterus rosablanca
Lineage: Eukaryota; Metazoa; Chordata; Actinopteri; Siluriformes; Trichomycteridae
Gene: srsf1a
Product: serine and arginine rich splicing factor 1a
Exons: 6
Coding region: 112-927 (271 amino acids)
Cellular component (GO): cytoplasm; nucleus
Molecular function (GO): mRNA binding
Source: RefSeq, a predicted model, not a curated record